Cucurbita maxima (winter squash) is the source of this 1782-nucleotide messenger RNA. RefSeq names its product subtilisin-like protease SBT5.4. NCBI's taxonomy places the organism in Eukaryota, Viridiplantae, Streptophyta, Magnoliopsida, Cucurbitales, Cucurbitaceae. Bases 1 to 1782 code for a protein of 593 amino acids. Gene Ontology annotation, molecular function: serine-type endopeptidase activity. Gene Ontology annotation, biological process: proteolysis. The transcript is spliced from 4 exons. The record is from RefSeq and is a predicted model, not a curated record.
AUGAUUGACACUAGGAAAUUAAUCGGAGCAAAGUAUUUCAAUCAGGGGGUAAUCGCGUACUUGAAAUCCCAAAAUUUAACAGAUGAACUCCCAUUGAUCGUCAACUCCACGCGCGAUUACGUAGGUCAUGGAUCCCACACGCUAUCGACAGCCGGCGGAAACUAUGUCUCUGGCGUCAGCGUAUUUGGGUCCGGUAUCGGAACUGCCAAGGGCGGCUCUCCCAAGGCCCGCGUCGCUGCCUAUAAGGUAUGCUGGCCGUUCCACAACAGUGGCGGUUGCUACGACGCCGACAUUUUUGACGGAAUUGAUCAAGCCAUCUACGACGGCGUCGAUGUCCUUUCGCUUUCCAUCGGCAGUCCACCAGCCGAAUACUAUGAUGAUACCAUCGCCAUUGCUUCCUUUCAUGCACUGAAGAAAGGAAUCCCCGUGGUGUGCUCUGCCGGCAACUCUGGCCCGAGCAUGGCGACUGCUACUAAUAUUGCUCCGUGGAUUUUGACGGUUGGGGCUAGCACUUUGGACCGUGAAUUUCAAGCCCCCAUUGAGCUUGGAAACGGGCAACGCUUUUGGGGGUCGAGCCUUUCGAGACCAUUAGCAGGGAGAAAGCUAUACCCAUUGAUAACUGGAGCUCAGGCGAAAGCAACGACCGCCUCUGCCGACGACGCCAUGCUCUGCAAGCCGAAAACUUUGGAUCGUUCUAAAGUGAAUGGGAAGAUCUUGGUUUGCUUGACAGGGGGCUCUUCGAGAAUUGACAAAGGAAUGCAAGCCGUCCUCGCAGGUGCUGUUGGAAUGAUUCUCUGCAACGAUAGGUUUAGUGGAUUUAAAAUCAUCGCCGAUCUCCAUGUUCUUCCAGCUUCUCAUAUCAGUUACAAUGACGGUCAAGCUGUUUCCUCGUACAUCAAUUCUAGGAAAAAUCCAAUGGGAUAUUUGAUCCCACCGUCGUCCAAAGUUAAUACCAAACCUUCUCCGAUCAUGGCGGCUUUCUCAUCUAGAGGACCCAACAUGAUUUCUCCGGAAAUUAUCAAGCCGGAUGUGACAGCGCCGGGAGUGAACAUAAUCGCGGCAUUCUCUGGCGCCGUGAGCCCAACAGGGGAGCCAUUCGACAACAGAACAGUUCCAUACAUAACAAUGUCAGGGACUUCCAUGUCCUGUCCCCAUGUCUCCGGCAUUGUCGGCCUCCUCAAAGCUCUCCACCCCGAAUGGAGCCCCGCCGCCAUCAAAUCCGCCAUAAUGACCUCCGCCACAAUUAGCGACAACACAAUGAACCUCAUGCUCGACGGCGGCUCCCCUAUCUUCGCUCCAGCCACCCCCUUCAUAUAUGGGUCAGGGCACAUCCACCCCACUGGCGCCAUCGACCCCGGCCUCGUCUACGACCUCUCCCCCAACGAUUACUUAGAAUUCCUCUGCGCCAGCGGCUACAAGGAGAAGAACAUUCGAGUAUUCGCCGAUGAAAAUUUCAAGUGCCCUGUUUUUUGUUCUAUUUUAAACUUUAAUUACCCUUCCAUUGGGGUUCAGAACUUGACUGGGAGUGUCACCCUUACUAGAAGGUUGAAGAAUGUUGGCAGGCCGGGGGUUUAUAGAGUCAUAGUUCGACGGCCGGAAGGAGUUAAGGUUUCAGUGAAGCCAAGAGUUCUGAAGUUUUGGAAGAUUGGAGAGGAGAAGAGGUUUGAAUUGACGAUGACUGGAGCUGUGGCGGAGGGUCAAAUUGGUUAUGGUACGCUAAUUUGGACCGACGACAAGCACUUUGUUAAGAGUCCAAUUGUUGUUUCUUCUGGCUUUUUCUGA